ACGUGUUAAUACCAUGUAGUCAUAACAGGAAGUUAUAACGGUGUGUGUUAGAAUUUUACAGCUAUGAUCUAUUACAUAAAACCAUGGAUUUAUCCAAUUAUAUUGGCCAUAGAAAUGAUAUUUGCUUGCAUAAUACCCUAUCUGAAGUCCACCCAUGAUGGAGAUGUGAAAAAAGAUUUUCCAUACAUAAGUGACACAGGAAACAAAGGGAUAUCAGCUUCGGCUUUCAGUUUACUUUUCAAUAUUUAUGGAUUUUUAGCAUUUAUCAAUAUAACUGUUAGAUUUGAACAGAUUAAAGUAAACUACAGUUACCAGAAAAGUCGGCCUCGAUACAUAGUAAACAUAAUUACAACAGUCGUUGGUCUCUUAUCAUUGUCUGGUAUUGCUUUGGUUUCUACCUUCCAGGUUGGUACACACGAAGGAGUACACAACACUGGUGCUGUAUUGGCCUUUGGUGUUGGAGUUUCAUAUUUAGCAAUGCAGUCAUUAUUUUCAUUUUUUUUGAAAGACAUUCCUGGGAGCAGUAUUAUAAUAAAUAUUAUUAGAAUAGUGCUGUCGGUUCUACAGUUUGCUUUUCUACUAGGAACAUUCAUUGUAACUAUACAGUACAAACAAUCUAACAGUGAUCUUUCAAUCAAACGAAAAGCAGCGAUUUUAGAAUGGAUAUUAGCUUUCCUAGUUUCGUUUUACUUUUUGACUUUUAUACCAGAAUUUCGUCACUACGACUGGAGAAUACAGCUAGAUGAGACCAACAUUAAAUCUAACAAAGUAGAUAUAAAUAGCGAUUCGAUUUAUAAUGUUGGCUCGAAAUGAAAAUAGCAUUGACAUUUAGUGAACCUAAAGUCUUUCAAAGUAGAUCUCCUGUUUGAAGAAUACUAAAUGUUCGAAUUAAUUGAGACUUUUAAUCAUCAUUAUUUAUAUUUUUGAAUUGUGUCUUAUAUAAUAUAUAUCUUUAUUCUCAAUAAACCAUAUACAAAGGUAUAGAGAACACAAUAAUAUACAUUAUCAUAUACUUAGACUAAAUAACAUAUGAUUUUUAGCGUAUGAUAAUAGCAUUAAAUUAAAGUAUUUUCCAUAUUUUUCAAAUUGGUGCUUAGCGGGCUGAUAAGAAAAGUUUACCACAUGCUUUGAUUGUUAUCACAUGCCUUUCCGUAACGUUAUCACAUGUCGUUCCGGUGAAACUCGGCAAAUUCCGGAAAAAACACCUCAAUGCUUUCAGUGAAAAAACAUUACAAAGAAGUGUACAAAACAAUUAUUUGAAUACUGGAAUGUAU
Mytilus trossulus (common blue mussel) is the source of this 1274-nucleotide messenger RNA. RefSeq names its product DNA damage-regulated autophagy modulator protein 1-like. The coding region runs from base 64 to 813 and encodes 249 amino acids. The transcript has 7 exons. NCBI's taxonomy places the organism in Eukaryota, Metazoa, Mollusca, Bivalvia, Mytilida, Mytilidae. The record is from RefSeq and is a predicted model, not a curated record.